AUGAGCAUCGAGGCUCUCGAGAGAACCUCGUUGUCUCAAGGUUUCGCGGAGAGACCGAUCGUCAGAGCCGCGGGAGUUCUCAGGAGAGACGCUUCGACGGAGAUCAUUGACGUCAACCGACUGUCCCAGAAGAGUACAUCGGUCAUUCAAUAUGUUGAAGUUGCCGACGCCGAUGGACGACUGUACUGCGUGGACGGACUAAUCAGCGCGCCGUGCUGGUUGAAGAUCGUCACGUUUGCCAAGGAUUGUCAAAGUUGCAACGUUUUGCUGAUGACCACCGACAAAGGUGUCAUACUGAAGACCAUCAGAAGCAUAACACCAGGCGAGCCUCUGCUGAUGUGGUUCACCGAGAAUAUUUUGGCUAUGCUGAACAUGCCGUUUCUAACGCCGUCCAAUAUUCAAGGUCAGAAUCGUUACAUUUGUCACAUGUGCCACAACCUGUUCGAGUACCCGAAUCCUUUGAAGAUUCAUCUGGCCUUGAAAUGCAACCGACUGGACAGUAAUCAUCUUUGGUCCGCCCUGGCGAAAGAGUUCAGUCUACCGCCAAGAUCGAGCCUAUCUCUGAGCCUGUUCCCUCAAUCCACCUUCAGAUUCGAGUUGACUAGAUCGCCUCAGACUUCACCCACCAGGAUAUCGCCGAUUCUGGUCGAAACUACGGACUCGAACCCUUCCCUGACAAAUAACUCUCCGGGUUCCUCGAAUCAACCCUCCCCCUCCUCAUCGAAUCAACCGUCCCCGAAUUCCUCGUCGACGCACAUAUCACCGAACUCGUCGUCUCAGUUGUCCCCGGUGGGGAAGGAGUUGAGCUACCGACACUCCGCGUUCAAGCCGUACAUGAACCAGAACAAUGUUUUCUCGGUUGUCUGCCCACCGGCCAGGGAAGAAACCGUUCUAGCGCCGUACAAUGUACAGGCGACCGCGUCACCGAUCGCCACGGACGUGCACGCCGCCCAAAUGGAAACGAUAGUCAGCAAUCUUGGCAAAUCGAAGCAGGGCCACUUGUGCAUCUAUUGCGGGAAGGUCUACUCGAGAAAGUAUGGGCUGAAGAUUCACAUCAGGACCCACACUGGCUACAAACCGUUGAAAUGCAAAUACUGUUUACGACCUUUCGGAGAUCCGAGCAAUUUGAACAAACACGUACGAUUGCACGCGGACGGGGAAACACCUUACAGAUGCGAGCUCUGCGGCAAAGUGUUGGUCAGAAGGAGGGACCUCGAGAGGCACAUCAGAUCGAGGCAUCAGGAGAACGUUGAGCAGAACUCGGACACGUCGUCGGACGGGAUCGAUGUUUGA
Messenger RNA from Dufourea novaeangliae, 1293 nucleotides. It is a transcript of the gene Prdm13, whose product is annotated as PR domain zinc finger protein 13. The transcript has 4 exons. The record is from RefSeq and is a predicted model, not a curated record. Gene Ontology annotation, cellular component: nucleus. The coding region runs from base 1 to 1293 and encodes 430 amino acids. NCBI's taxonomy places the organism in Eukaryota, Metazoa, Arthropoda, Insecta, Hymenoptera, Halictidae.